Molecule: messenger RNA, 1545 nt
Organism: Brachypodium distachyon (stiff brome)
Lineage: Eukaryota; Viridiplantae; Streptophyta; Magnoliopsida; Poales; Poaceae
Product: rhomboid-like protein 19
Exons: 8
Coding region: 119-1081 (320 amino acids)
Biological process (GO): retrograde vesicle-mediated transport, Golgi to endoplasmic reticulum
Cellular component (GO): membrane; Golgi apparatus
Source: RefSeq, a predicted model, not a curated record
CCAUAAAACCGGGUUCCUCCUCUUUCUCCACCACGUCCGACGGCUAGACCGUUGCCGUCGAUCACACCAGCGGGACCUGCUCCGCCCUCGCCAUCGGCAACCAUUGGGGGCUGGGGAGAUGAACGUCGCCGCCGCGAGGAUGAGCGCCUCCCUUCCCUCCUCCGCCCCGCUCCCCACAGCGGGUGGGCGGUUCUCCGCCGGGUUUACCAAGCUCUGCAAGGGCCUCGCCGUCGUCCUCUUAAUCGGACACAUUUCGGUCCAGUUGGUCCCUUCGGCUGCCACCUAUCUUGCGCUCAUCCCCGCCAGGACAAUCCCAUUUGCUUGGAACCUCAUAACUGCUGGUUAUAUUGAGCAAACAAUUCCAGGGGUGAUUGUCAGCAUAGUUGGUCUUCUUCUAUUUGGGAAGUUAUUGGAGCCUUUAUGGGGUGCCAAGGAGUUACUGAAAUUCAUUUUUAUUGUCAAUAUCUCAACUUCGAUGUGUGUCUUCGUAACUGCUAUUAUUUUGUACUACACGACCCAACAGGAGAUCUACCUGUACACACCUCUUUCUGGAUUCUGUGGAGUUCUUUCAGGAUUCCUGGUGGGCAUUAAGCAAAUUCUACCUGAUCAGGAGCUUAAUAUUCUUGUGCUGAAGAUAAAGGCUAAGUGGAUUCCGUCUCUCGUUGCAUUUAUCUCGGUUUCUGUAAGCUUCUUCCUAAAGGAAUCAAUGUCUUACCUUCCAAUCCUACUAUUCGGCACUUGCACUAGUUGGAUUUACCUGCGUUACUUCCAAAAGAGGCUGGAAGCAGGCCUAAAAGGGGACCCAAGUGAUGAAUUCUCAUUCUCAAGCUUCUUCCCUGGAUUUCUGAGGCCAAUUUUGGACCCAAUAGCUUCCAUAAUUCAUACACUUCUUUGUGGACGGUCUGAAUCCAAAGCCCAAUCAAUGGAUGAACUAUUGCCUAGCUCGGACUCCAUUAUGGCAAACCGAAGGAGAGAAAGGGGCCAGAGGGCACUGGAGCAAAGAUUGGCUGAAAAGCUCGCCGCUGUCAGGAGCUCCGAGAGCACGCCCCAGCAGCAGCAGGAUGCUUCCGGUAAAGUCUGAGGCAGCCAACCUUUUUCGUUGUUGGUGGAUUCGCUGUUAGCAUUGUGUUGUCCGGAGAUUCUUCUGAGGGUUGGUGCUGGUGGCCACAUCAUCUGUUCUCAUAUUUCGUUGUGGUCCAAAUUUAUCACAGGCUUCAGUAGUGUGGUGAAAAAAGUUGUCUAGUGCGCUGUUAACUUCCUGGACUGACUUAAUAUUUUCACCCAAAAGAAUUUUGUUUACUACACUGCGUAGGUAAAAGGAAUGUUGUUAUUUUUUUGUUUUUCGUGCCUUCCGGGUGGUUAAUACGUAAGUUAACUUUUUCGUGCCUUCUGGGUGGUUAAUACGUAAGUUAACAGGCUCAAUUGCUGCAAGUGCAAGCAGGGAACUAUUUUUGUGGGGAAAUGUUCCUUCUCUUCAUUUCAGAGAACCGCUGUUUCUUGUGUUCUGUGACCUAAAAAUGUGAACUGUCAAAGUUUUAUUCUCUU